Molecule: messenger RNA, 1326 nt
Organism: Phyllostomus hastatus (greater spear-nosed bat)
Lineage: Eukaryota; Metazoa; Chordata; Mammalia; Chiroptera; Phyllostomidae
Product: short-chain dehydrogenase/reductase family 16C member 6-like
Exons: 7
Coding region: 67-1011 (314 amino acids)
Cellular component (GO): lipid droplet
Molecular function (GO): oxidoreductase activity, acting on the CH-OH group of donors, NAD or NADP as acceptor
Source: RefSeq, a predicted model, not a curated record
GUGAGAACCCUUGUGCCUCCAGAGUGCAACAUUUCUGCAGGAUAUUCCCUUCUUCUGUGAAUCAACAUGGAUUUGAUUUUUGAAACCUCUGCAUUUUUGGCAAAAUUGUCAUAUUAUUUUUUAGAAUCUUUGGCUUACAAGAUAAUUCCCAAGAAAAAAAAGAAUGUUGCUGGAGAGGUUGUACUUAUAACAGGAGCUGGAAGUGGACUUGGGAGGCUAAUGGCCAUAAAAUUUGCCAGCCUUGGAGCUAUUUUAGUUCUAUGGGACACUAAUGAAGAAGGCAAUAUGGAAACAAGUAGGCUGGCCAAAGAAAAGGGUGGUGAGAAAGUAUUUGCCUAUAAAUGUGACUGUAGCAACAGGGAAGAGGUCUACGCAGUUGCUGAUCAGGUUAAGGAAGACGUUGGUGAUGUGACCCUCCUCAUUAACAAUGCUGGUGUGGUCACAGGAAAGCUGUUCCUUGACACUCCAGAUGACAUGGUGGAAAGAUCAUUUCGUGUAAAUGUCCUAUCUCAUUUCUGGACUUAUAAGGCCUUCCUUCCUGCCAUGAUUAAAGCUAACCAUGGUCAUUUGGUCUGUAUUUCAAGUGCAGCAGGAUUAAUUGGUAUUAAUGUACUAUCAGAUUAUUCUUCAAGCAAAUUUGCAGCUUUUGGCUUUGCAGAGUCUCUCUUGUUUGAAUUAAAACUAGUACAGAAAAGUAAUGUUAAAACCACCAUCGUUUGCCCAUAUUUCAUCAAAACUGGAAUGUUUAAUGGUGCUACAAGCAAGUUCCCACUUCUGUUGCCUUUACUGGAGCAGGAGUAUGUGGCCCAAAGAAUUGUAAAUGCUAUUUUAGAGGAACAAAUCUACUUAAUGAUGCCAAGAUUUAUAUAUUUUGGAAUGAUCCUUAAACAAGUAUUAUCUUCAAAGAUGGUAAUUGCCCUCAUUGAGUACCUUGGCAUAGGUGCUUGCAUGACCUCUUUCAGAGGGCAUGAGAAAGUUCAGAAUGAAACUGAGAAGCAGCACCAAAGCUGAAGCUCAGAUGUGGUAAUAAAAGAACGUGUUAUGAGGACAGACUCUCUGGAACUCCUCCUAAUGUGAAAUCAUUCCAGCGUACCGAGGAUUUCUAAGGCAUUUAAAUGUGCCAACCUUAUGCCCAGGACAUGGUUUACAUAUCAACAAUUAUUCUAGCCACUCAAAUUAUGUAUGCAGUUUUUCCUAUUACUUUUUAGUUUGGUAGAUAAGGACAUCACAGCCAUUCCAAUGAAUUUAGUAAAUGUAAUGUAUUGAUAAAAACAUAUUAAUGUAAAUUAACCCUAAUGUAAUUUUUAAAGACAUAAUACUUUUAGA